This is a messenger RNA of Macrobrachium nipponense, 1362 nucleotides long. RefSeq lists its product as uncharacterized. The record is from RefSeq and is a predicted model, not a curated record. The transcript is spliced from 3 exons. The coding region runs from base 1 to 1362 and encodes 453 amino acids. Lineage: Eukaryota; Metazoa; Arthropoda; Malacostraca; Decapoda; Palaemonidae.
AUGGGUGUGCAAGAGGAACUCGUCGCCCUGAAGAGGAAGAGGGCAAUCAGCAAAGGGAAGUUCACCAGGAAGGUAACUAUGUGCAAUGAAGGAAUCAAUCGAGGUGGAGAAGCACUUCAAGCAGUGAAGGGCUCAGAGGGUAAUUAUGAUGAAAUGAUUCAACGUUUGGAUGAUAAAUUUGGGAAUUCAAGAAAGAUUGUAGACUUAGUGGUUGGUGAGCUUAGAUCUCUAAAGAAAAUUUAUGAUGAUGAUACCAAAGGAUUUAUUAAAAUGGUCGAUCAGGUUGAGCAAUGUUGGCUUGAUUUAAAAAAGAAGGAGAGAAAAAUUUUGGAAUAUAUGAAUUCUAAUGUUAGGAGUAGCGGUAGUGAUAAUAAGGCAACAGUCCAUCAUGUUGACAGCACAGUUGAGAAUGAAUUGGAAUUGAUAAAAUUGGUGAAAAAAAUCGGGGAAGAACAAAGUAUAAAAAAUAAGGAAUUUGAAUCUUGCAUUGUUAACUUGACAGAAAUGGUGAAAGGUAUUAAACCUAAGGCAGAUAGUAAGGGGAUAGGAUGCCUGUUACACAAUUCAAUUGGUCAUGAUAUAACAGAAUGUUAUAAAUUUAAUGGUUGUGGUAGCAAAGAAAGUUUUGAGAUUAUAAAGGGUAAUGGAAUAUGUUUUAGGUGUCUAAGGGGAUAUCAUCCUGCUCGUAGCUGCAAGGUGGGUACAUUGUGUGAUGUCAUCAUUGAAGGUAAAGGGCCAUGCAAUCGUAAUCAUCAUCCACUGUUGCAUUCCGAUAGAGUAGAAAAUAGUAUUCACAAAGCGAUAUCAGAAAAGGGAUUUGCAGUGUUGUUGAAUAUCAGUAUGGUGAAUAGUAAGAACAUGCCUGUUAAUGUACUGUGGGAUCCAGGAGCGGAUAUUUCAUUUAUAACAAAUAGGAUGGCUAAGAAAUUGGGUUUAAGUGGAAAGCAUAUAAAUUUAUCCAUGAUCAAAGUGGGCAAUGCGGUUGAAUAUCACUCAAGCAACGAAUAUUGUGUACCACUAAUUGAUAAAUCUGGUAAGGUUUGGAAUGUGAAUGCUGUUGGUAUUAAUGAAAUAACAGCCAAAAUCAAGAAAGUAGACUUAUCCAGGGUAUCUGAACUUUUUGAGGGAAUAUCAAACUUAGAGCUGAAUCGCCCACAUGGGGAAAUUAAUAUGCUUAUUGGUGCUAAUUAUUGUGAAAUAUUGCCAAGGGUUGUUGAAACAAAUAAGGGUCUCCAGCUGCUAGAAAAUCAGUUUGGGCUCAGCAUACGUGGUAGACAUGAUGAAAUUACCAAUCAAGUUAAUAGUAGUAAUCAUGUGUUUGUGAGAAUUCAUAAACUUUUCAAGUUCAGUAAAUUUGAAUGA